AAAAAAAAAAAUGGAAACGAGAAACGCCGAAUUAGGGUUUCCUGGUCCAUAUAAAUAGACUAGGAACUGGCUCUCUCUCAUUCUCUGUGAACUCGAAAACCCUAGCAGAUUUAAUCUUUCAGAGGUGUUCUUGUCGUCCCCGAAUCUGGUCUCAGUCAUGGCGGCAGCUCCUAACACCACUGCACCACCUCGUCAGCUCUCUCAGAAGGAGGCCGACAUUCAGAUGAUGUUGGCUGCUGAAGUCCAUCUCGGAACUAAAAACUGCGACUUCCAGAUGGAACGAUAUGUUUUUAAGCGCCGCAAUGACGGCAUAUAUAUUAUUAAUGUGGGAAAGACUUGGGAGAAGCUGCAGCUGGCGGCCAGAGUGAUAGUUGCAAUUGAGAACCCUCAGGACAUAAUUGUCCAGUCUGCAAGGCCUUAUGGGCAAAGAGCAGUUCUGAAGUUCGCUCAGUACACUGGUGCUCAUGCAAUUGCUGGAAGGCACACUCCUGGUACUUUCACUAACCAGCUGCAGACAUCAUUCAGUGAGCCUCGCCUUCUCAUUCUUACAGAUCCCAGGACUGAUCAUCAGCCCAUCAAGGAAGGGGCUCUUGGUAAUAUUCCAACCAUUGCUUUCUGUGAUACGGAUUCGCCCAUGCGGUAUGUUGACAUUGGCAUUCCAGCCAAUAACAAAGGAAAACAUAGCAUUGGGUGUCUCUUUUGGUUGUUAGCAAGGAUGGUCUUGCAGAUGCGGGGCACAAUUCGUGCUGGUCAUAAGUGGGAUGUCAUGGUGGAUCUCUUCUUCUACAGAGAACCUGAAGAGGCCAAGCAGCAGGAGGAGGAAGAAGCGGCUGCUCCUGCUGACUUUGGUAUCACUGAUUACGCAACCUCUGGAAUUAGUGGUCUAACUGGUGAUCAAUGGCCUGCCCAAAUAUCUGACUGGCCUGCUGAAGUUGGUCAACCUAUCCCAGCUGUUCCCGCUGAAUGGACUGCCGAUGCUAGUGUUCCUUUAACCGCUGAGGGUUGGGAUACUGCAAUUCCUCCUCCUCCAGCACAGCUACCUCCAACUGGCAUUGAAGGUGCAGCCCCUGCUGCUACUGGAUGGGAUUAAAAGAAAGUUUGUCUAAAUUCAUCUCAUGCUCAUAUGUAGUUGAGUUAGAAUUUUCGUUUUACUUUUGUUUCUUACUUUUAUCAAGUAUCAUCCUUCCAGUUUUGGAAAUGAACCAGCUUCCGCUGCAGUUGAGCUUUAGAUUUGAGUUUUGGAAGAUUUUUUUUUUUAAUUUUAUAUUUAAUGUGUUAUUAGUUUACUGUGGACCAAUAUAGUUAAUUUGUGUUUUUGCCCGCUAGUCGGAUUGUCAAUGAAGCUUUAAAAAUUUUAAAGUACUGAAAAAGAAAUUUUCUUA
Messenger RNA from Ziziphus jujuba (common jujube), 1382 nucleotides. Its product is annotated as small ribosomal subunit protein uS2. The coding region runs from base 158 to 1090 and encodes 310 amino acids. The record is from RefSeq and is a predicted model, not a curated record. Gene Ontology annotation, biological process: cytoplasmic translation; ribosomal small subunit assembly. Gene Ontology annotation, molecular function: structural constituent of ribosome. Gene Ontology annotation, cellular component: ribosome; cytosolic small ribosomal subunit; 90S preribosome. Lineage: Eukaryota; Viridiplantae; Streptophyta; Magnoliopsida; Rosales; Rhamnaceae. The transcript is spliced from 5 exons.